Polychytrium aggregatum is the source of this 684-nucleotide messenger RNA. RefSeq names its product glutathione S-transferase domain-containing protein. The record is from RefSeq and is a predicted model, not a curated record. The transcript is spliced from 2 exons. Bases 1 to 684 code for a protein of 227 amino acids. NCBI's taxonomy places the organism in Eukaryota, Fungi, Chytridiomycota, Chytridiomycetes, Polychytriales.
AUGGCGACCGUGAUCCUUCACCACCUCAACAACUCGCGCUCCCAGCGCAUCAUCUGGUUCCUCGAGGAGCUGGGUGUCAACUACGAAAUCAAAAAGUACAUGCGUGGGCCUGACAAGCUCGCUCCCAAGGAGCUGCGCGAGGUUCAUCCCCUUGGCAAGAGCCCCGUCAUCACCGAUGGCGACCUUACGAUUGCCGAGUCCGGCGCAAUUGUCGAGUAUCUUGGUGAAAAAUACGGCAAUGGCAAGUUCGUCCCAACCCAAGGCACCCGCCAAUACUACGACUACAAGUACUGGCUCCACUUUGCCGAGGGCUCGAUGAUGCCGCCGCUGGUGAUGUCGCUGGUCUUCUCGGAGAUCGAGCGCCGGUCGCCCUGGCUGGUGUCGCCCAUCACCCGGGCCAUCAGCAACACCAUCCAUGACUCGCUCAUCAUCCCUGGCAUCACCAACCAGCUCGGAUUCAUCGAGCAGCACCUCUCCAAGAACGCCUGGUUUGCUGGCGACGAUAUUUCGGGGGCCGACAUUCAGAUGAGCUUCCCCGUCGAGGCCGUCCUGAAGAGCGAUCGCGGCAACGGUCGCCUGGCUGCCCUCGUUGGACCCAACACCAAAGCCUGGAUGGAAAAGAUCCAUGCUCGUCCGGCCUACAAGCGGGGUCUGGAGAAGGGUGGUGAAUAUGCCUAUGCCUAG